This is a messenger RNA of Leptinotarsa decemlineata (Colorado potato beetle), 516 nucleotides long. RefSeq names its product Small ribonucleoprotein particle protein SmF (gene SmF). Gene Ontology annotation, cellular component: U1 snRNP; catalytic step 2 spliceosome; pICln-Sm protein complex. Gene Ontology annotation, biological process: mRNA splicing, via spliceosome; spliceosomal snRNP assembly. Gene Ontology annotation, molecular function: RNA binding. Lineage: Eukaryota; Metazoa; Arthropoda; Insecta; Coleoptera; Chrysomelidae. The record is from RefSeq and is a predicted model, not a curated record.
AAUUGUAUUAACCUUAACCUCAACAACCAUCAACUUUGCCGCUGUUAAAGUUGUUAUAAUAAUUUUAUAUUUGAACAAACAAGGGCUAUAGUUGAAUUUUUUCCAGCUGAACAGAAAAAAAAACAUACAAAAUGUCGACUGCUAUGCCAAUUAAUCCAAAACCAUUCCUGAAUAGCCUAACUGGUAAGGCUGUUAUGGUAAAAUUGAAGUGGGGACAUGAAUAUAAAGGAUACUUGGUAUCUGUUGACGGUUAUAUGAACCUGCAGCUGGCUAAUACAGAAGAGUACAUUGAUGGGAGUGCUACAGGAAACUUGGGUGAAGUACUCAUCAGGUGUAACAACAUAUUAUUUAUAAGGGGUGCAGAAGAAGAAGAUGAAGAAGGAGAAAUGAGAGAUUAAUGUUUGAACAUUGAGUAAUAUACAAACAUUGUGCGAUUUCUCAUUAGUGUUAGGUAUUUUUUUUAUAAGAAAUAAUUUAUAUGACUUACUUGUGAAAUAAAUUAUACAUCUUUAGGAA